Molecule: messenger RNA, 2756 nt
Organism: Chenopodium quinoa (quinoa)
Lineage: Eukaryota; Viridiplantae; Streptophyta; Magnoliopsida; Caryophyllales; Amaranthaceae
Product: cellulose synthase-like protein E1
Exons: 8
Coding region: 279-2543 (754 amino acids)
Biological process (GO): cellulose biosynthetic process; plant-type primary cell wall biogenesis
Cellular component (GO): plasma membrane; trans-Golgi network
Molecular function (GO): cellulose synthase (UDP-forming) activity; mannan synthase activity
Source: RefSeq, a predicted model, not a curated record
AUAUCUGUCUUAUUCUAUCUCUUUUUAAUUUUUUAUGAAUGCUAUUAUACAUAAGAGUGUCAAUAAUUAAGAUUAUAAUAUUUGUUUUCAUGCAAUUCAUGGCAUCCUAAGCACCUUCAUUCUCUACUGUUUUCAUUCAUCUUUUUAUAAAUAUAAUUAUUAUUAGAGUGAUUGAGUGUUAUAGACGGCUCUACUAGUUAAGACACAACCUCUUCAUAUACUAUAUUUUAUCAUUCUCUUAGAACUCACUUUAAUUUCCUCAAGUGAAAAAAAAUAAAAUGGAAAAGUCUAAACUUCAUGGCUGGCAUGUUCACAAAGUAAGGGCAUUCCUUAACAGAAGUUAUACCUUAUUACAUAUUCUAUCUACUGCACCAAUUUUCUACUUAAGAGCUGCUUAUUUUUAUGAUCAUACAAAUAAUAAUACCGGUGAUAUAUAUAAUGUGGUGCCUUUGCUCCCAUGGCUUAUGGUAUUUGUUGGUGAGGUAAUUUUCUUUUUCUCAUGGAUCCUCAAGCAAUCCUACUACUGGCGUCCUCUGACUCGGACCGCCUACCCCGAGAAUCUGCCUGUGGAUGAGCAGCUGCCCAAAAUCGACGUUUUUGUAUGCACUGUUGAUCCUAACAAAGAGCCUACACUUGAUGUUAUGAAUACAGUUAUAUCUGCUAUGUCAUUAGAUUAUCCUGCUGAUAAAUUAAGUGUUUAUGUAUCUGAUGAUGGUGCUGCUGCUGUCACUUUGGAUGCUAUGAAACAUGCUUGGGUCUUUGCUACUUGGUGGUUACCGUUUUGUAAGAGACAUAAUAUUCUACCAAUUUCUCCUAAAGCUUUCUUUCAACAACAUUUACAACAACAAUCUCACAACACUCAUUUCAUUCAAGAUUAUAAGCUACUUACGGAGAAAUAUGAGGAAUACGAGGAUCGAGUGCGCAGCUGGAAGGAAAGACGAGGCGAUAAAUAUGACAGCAAAGCUAAUAAGAGAAGUGCUCAAGAUCAUUCACCAAUUAUUCAGGUGAUAAAUGAGAGUUUUGUAAGAGAUGAUGAUAAUGCUGCUACAACAAACCCAGAAAACAUCAAAAUGCCCUUCCUUGUUUAUGUAGCUCGCGAAAAACGGCAUUCUCAUCACCAUCACUUUAAAGCCGGAGCACUAAAUGUUCUGCAAAGGGUUUCCAGCAUAUUGAGCAAUGCUCCUUACAUACUAGUCCUAGACUGUGACAUGUACUGCAACGAUUCAAAUUCUGCUCGUCAAGCUAUGUGUUUUUAUGUUGAUCCUGAGAUAAACCGUUCAAUAGCUUGGGUUCAAUACCCUCAGAAAUUUCACAACAUUAAUGAACAGGACGUUUAUGAUAGUCAGAUGAGAGCAUCAUGGCCUAUAAUCUAUCCAGGGACUGAUGGAAUUCAAGGACCAAUACUUUCUGGUACUAAUUUUUACAUCAACAGGAAGGCCUUGUAUGGCUUUAAUAUCUCUGCAGCUGGUAAUGAUAACAUAGAUGAGCUCAGACAUACUUUUGGUUCUUCAAAUCUACUCAUCAAAUCUCUAACCCAAAUUAACGAGCCUAAUUAUCCAAGUAAAUUUUCCUCUGAUUAUCUACAAGAGGCUGAAUUCUUAGCUACUUGUGUCUACGAAGAGGACACACAGUGGGGUAAAAAGGUUGGUUUUCGAUAUGACACAGUGGUGGAAGAUGUGAUGACGGGAUUUAUAUUGCACAGCCAAGGGUGGAAGUCAGUUUACUUAAAUCCACCAAGGCCACAGUUCUUAGGUUCUGCCACUAUGAAUCUCAAUGAAGCAUUUAUUCAAUAUUGUAGAUGGAGUGCAGGCCUUCUUCAACUUGGUCUAUCCAAGUAUUGCCCUUUGUUUCACACUUCACCCGGAAUGCCAAUCCUUCAGAGGUUGAUUUAUUCUUGGGCUGCCUUAUUCCCUCUUGAUUUCCUACCCAUUUCGUGUUUUGCUAUCAUUCAACCACUUUGUUUCUUCUAUGGCAUACCUUUGUACCCUAAGGUCUCAGACCCAUUCUUCAUACCAUUUGCCUUUGUGUUUAUAUCAUCACAGUUAAAGCAUCUAUGUGAGGCUUUUUUUUGUGGAGGCUCAGUAAAUGCAUGGUUGAACGAGCAAAGGAUUGUGGUAAUAAAGGGUCUUACAUCCUAUGUUUAUGGUACUCUUGACUGUGUUAUGGGAAAGUUGGGGAUUCGCGAGACAAGCUUUAUGCCUACCAAUAAAGCCAGAGAUGAUGAUACAAGUACAUGGUACCUAAAUGGGAAGUAUGACUUCAGAACAUCCAACAUGUUUCUUGUUCCAAUUGUUACAGCAGUUAUCUUGAAUCUUUCUUCCUUUGUUGUUGGAGUUGCAAGAGCGAUAGUCAGUCAGAGUUGGGAUACAUUGUUUGCUCAAGCAUUCUUCUCAUUUUAUAUGUUGAUCAUCAGUCUUCCUGUGAUUGAAGGCAUGCUGUUAAGGAAGGACAAAGCAUGUAUUCCUCUGCAGACUACUUUGAAAUCAAUUCUAUUGUCUUGCUUCGUCUUGAGUUUAGGAUACUUGAUCUUGGUAAGGCGUUAAUGGAAAGGGUUUGUUUACCAAAAUGCAGCCAUAUACAAUAUACAUGAUGCCUUAGCUUGUUUUUUGGCCUUUUCUUUUUUGUCCUGUGUUCAGUAGCGGAUCCAGAUAUUUUGAUUUAGAGGUACGUAAUUAAGCUCAACAACAAAUAUAAAAGUAAUAAGUGGAUCAUUAUCAUUUUUUGCCAACUUAAAUUUGAGUUAUUAUUUAAUUCUA